Molecule: messenger RNA, 1815 nt
Organism: Ceratosolen solmsi marchali
Lineage: Eukaryota; Metazoa; Arthropoda; Insecta; Hymenoptera; Agaonidae
Gene: Vha55
Product: V-type proton ATPase subunit Vha55
Exons: 5
Coding region: 64-1551 (495 amino acids)
Biological process (GO): proton transmembrane transport; vacuolar acidification; ATP metabolic process
Cellular component (GO): proton-transporting V-type ATPase, V1 domain
Molecular function (GO): proton-transporting ATPase activity, rotational mechanism; ATP binding
Source: RefSeq, a predicted model, not a curated record
CACACAUACGCGUGUUCACAUUUGUUGUUAACGAAGUGAAGGCUGGUGGACUAGUCUUGCAAUAUGUUCUCGAAGACGAUCGGAGCUCAACAGGCUCAGCAGGAGCAUGUCCUAGCCAUCUCCCGCGAUUUCAUUGCCCAGCCUCGACUCACUUACAAGACGGUAUCCGGUGUGAAUGGACCUUUAGUAAUUUUGGACGAAGUUAAAUUUCCCAAGUUUGCUGAAAUUGUUCAAUUAAGGCUUGCGGAUGGCUCGAUACGUUCUGGUCAAGUAUUGGAAGUCUCGGGCACUAAGGCCGUUGUUCAAGUAUUCGAAGGCACAUCUGGAAUUGAUGCUAAAAAUACUCACUGUGAAUUCACUGGAGAUAUUCUUCGCACACCUGUAUCCGAAGAUAUGUUGGGUAGAGUCUUUAAUGGUUCUGGAAAGCCCAUUGACAAAGGCCCUCCUAUCUUGGCAGAGGAUUUUCUCGAUAUUCAAGGACAGCCCAUUAAUCCUUGGUCCCGUAUUUAUCCAGAGGAAAUGAUUCAGACCGGUAUUUCUGCUAUCGAUGUGAUGAAUUCUAUUGCCAGAGGACAAAAAAUUCCUAUUUUUUCAGCUGCGGGUCUACCACACAAUGAAAUCGCUGCACAAAUCUGUCGACAAGCUGGUCUUGUGAAAGUACCAGGCAAAUCUGUUCUUGACUCACACGAAGAUAACUUUGCUAUUGUAUUUGCCGCUAUGGGUGUUAAUAUGGAGACAGCACGUUUCUUUAAACAAGAUUUCGAAGAAAAUGGUUCCAUGGAAAAUGUUUGCCUUUUCCUUAAUUUGGCCAAUGAUCCAACCAUCGAGCGAAUCAUCACACCGCGACUUGCUCUUACGGCCGCUGAAUUUCUUGCUUAUCAGUGUGAAAAGCACGUCCUUGUCAUUCUUACCGACAUGUCAUCGUACGCCGAGGCUCUUCGAGAGGUAUCAGCUGCCCGUGAGGAAGUACCUGGACGACGAGGUUUCCCAGGUUACAUGUACACUGAUUUGGCUACAAUUUAUGAACGCGCUGGACGUGUUGAAGGUAGAAAUGGAUCGAUUACGCAAAUUCCAAUUUUAACUAUGCCUAACGACGAUAUUACCCACCCUAUUCCUGAUUUGACGGGUUAUAUUACCGAGGGUCAAAUCUAUGUUGAUCGUCAAUUACAUAAUAGACAGAUCUACCCUCCGGUUAAUGUACUGCCAUCUCUUUCGCGUCUUAUGAAGUCUGCUAUAGGUGAGGGCAUGACCCGCAAAGAUCACUCCGAUGUGUCUAAUCAAUUAUAUGCUUGUUAUGCUAUUGGCAAGGAUGUACAGGCAAUGAAGGCCGUCGUCGGUGAAGAAGCUCUGACACCCGAUGAUCUUCUCUAUCUUGAGUUUCUCUCCAAAUUUGAGAAAAACUUUAUCUCUCAGGGAAGCUAUGAAAAUCGUACGGUCUUUGAAUCCCUUGACAUUGGCUGGCAGCUGCUUCGUAUUUUCCCUAAGGAGAUGUUGAAACGAAUUCCCGCUAGUACACUUGCAGAGUUCUAUCCCAGAGACUCGCGCCAUUAAAGCGUUGAAAAAUCGAAUCCAAUAUCUUCGUAGUUUAUUAAAAAUUAAAACGAAGUUAUGCAGCCUAAUGUGAAUAAUGGAAUAGUUUAUGAAGGAAAUGAGAGAAGUAUAUAUAUAUAUACCAAGGUAAUUGACCCUUGUGAAAAAAUGCUUGAAAAUGCGAAGUUUUACGAAUUAUUAUAUUUUACCUAGCUUUGUCAUCUAAUUUUAUGACAUUAAUUAUUUUGUCGAUAAUUGUUUUCGUAGCAGUAAUUAAUAUCUUCU